Molecule: messenger RNA, 2019 nt
Organism: Nasonia vitripennis (jewel wasp)
Lineage: Eukaryota; Metazoa; Arthropoda; Insecta; Hymenoptera; Pteromalidae
Exons: 1
Coding region: 1-2019 (672 amino acids)
Source: RefSeq, a predicted model, not a curated record
AUGGCUCCUAUUGCGCUGAAGAAGCUGACUGCGUUACAGACGGCUCGAGAAGCCGAAAUUGAGAGCAUUCGUACACGCCUGCUUGCUAAGCAGCGUGACUCGCUUAAUAAAAGCAUGGUCCAGGCGCGACUUGAUGCUGUUAAGCAGAUUUGGGUGGAGACUAGGAAGACGCAUUCUGAAAUUGUCGUUAGGGACGAUGCAGAGACAGAUGCGUAUAUUACAGAUCAAUGGUUCGAUCGCAUUCAGGGUGUUUACGAAUCGGCUCUUGACGAGAUCCUAACACUGCUUGCUUUAUUCGACAAGCCUGAUGCUGAUGAUAGCGCUAGUAUGGGGGAGUCGGACUCAGAUCCUGAGGUUGUCAAGCUUCCAAAAAUUAGUUUACCUACGUUCUCAGGUAACGGCGAGGACUGGGCUAGUUUUAGCGAUCUUUUCACUUCUCUCGUGCAUAGUCGUUCUGGCAUUUCUGACGUCACGAAACUGCAGUAUCUCAAGUUAUGCUUGACUGGUGUGGCUGCAGAGCUGAUCAAGGACGUGAUGACAACCAAUGCGAAUUAUGCGAGCACUUGGCAGACGCUUAAGGAUCGUUAUAGUAAUCCUAGGUUGAUGAUCAAUAAACUCUUGACUUCGUUUUUAGAAAUUCCGCAGAUGAAGAAGGAAUCGGCUGCUGAAAUGCGUGCGUUCGCUGAUGAGGCCAAGCGGAUCGUUCGAGCUUUGACAAAUUUGAAACUUCCAGUUGAUCAUUGGGAUAUUUGGUUUGUUUUCUUGUUGUCCGAUCGCCUGGAUCCGGAGUCUCGGAAGCUGUGGGAGGCUAAGCUGAGUGAGAAGGACCAGGAGUACGUGCCGGAGGCGGACGAGCCGGAGCGUGAUAUCAACAGCGCUCUUCCUAAGUUUUCAGAUUUGCUUAAGUUCCUUGAAAGACGAGCUCAAGCUCUUAAGAUGUACCCUUCGGAGCGCAAGGCGGAGAAGAGAUCAGCUUCUACGCCAACAUCAGGACCUCAGCCUCGGAAGGUUUUCCACGCUAGAUCCUCUCGUUUGUCUGGAAAUUCUAAUUGCGUCCUUUGUAACGGCACGCAUCCUCUCUCGAAAUGCUUCAAGCUGAAAGACAAGAAUCCACACGAGCGGUUGGCAACGGUCAAGCAGUUACAGCGUUGCUUUAAUUGCCUCGGAUCUCACAGAGCCAACGCUUGUAAUUCUUCGGGACGUUGUUCUACUUGUCAGGGUAAACAUCACACCCUCUUGCAUCUUAAAUUCCAGGGAAACUCGCAAGCUGGGCACCAGAACACCGAUAAUUCUCAGGCGGGCGGCUCUGGCUCGAAAUCUGUCGUGAGUUUGCAUGCAGCGGGCGUCACGUUUCCGAAGCGGAGAAUCGUUCUGGCUACAGCAAAGGUGCAGAUUAUAGGUCCAAGAGGAGACAGCACCUUUGUACGAGCACUCUUGGAUCAAGGGUCGGAGGCUUCGUUCGUUUCGGAGUCGAUUGUCCAGCUGUUAGGGCUCCGAAAGGAGCAUACUUGCGUACCAUUGACAGGGCUUGGCGCUAGUGCAGCGGGCACUGCGCGCUCGAGAACUCAGCUCGUUCUAAAAUCCAGGGUCGACACAAUCUUUCAGAUUACGACAGAGGCGCUCAUUCUUCCUCGUCUAACGUCACAGCUCCCAGUCGACAGCAUUGAAGAUCUCGAUCUUAUGCAGUUUGCAGGGCUCACUCUCGCAGAUCCGGAGUUUUUCCUAUCGAAUAAGGUCGAUGUGAUUCUCGGUGCUGACGUCUACGGGCAGUUGCUCCGAUCGGGAUUGAGACGCAUUCCUUCAUCGCAGCUUGUCGCUCAGGAUACGGCCUUUUGUUGGAUAAUGUCCGGAGUUUUACCGGCGAAGGAUUCACGGCGGGCGGAGUCGCAUACUUCCACACCGUUGCAGGUAUUGCAUUGCGCUUCAAUGCAGGAGCUGGACCAAAUGCUGCAGAGGUUCUGGGCUUUCGACGAGCUUCCUUCGUCGUUUUCUAAGUUGAAACCGGAGGACGAAGCCUGA